Bolinopsis microptera is the source of this 4084-nucleotide messenger RNA. RefSeq names its product constitutive coactivator of PPAR-gamma-like protein 1 homolog. The record is from RefSeq and is a predicted model, not a curated record. Bases 170 to 3505 code for a protein of 1111 amino acids. Gene Ontology annotation, cellular component: nucleus. The transcript is spliced from 21 exons. Lineage: Eukaryota; Metazoa; Ctenophora; Tentaculata; Lobata; Bolinopsidae.
ACCAUAAAAUAUUAACAUUGGAUCGAGCGCUCCAAAAAUAGCGGUUUGUUUUGCCCAGGCGAUCCUAGUUUAGGAGAUGUACUCAUAUUGUAGUCUGCCAUGAUCGGUUAAUUUUCUAGUUUAAAAUUUAGUCUCAAUAUCAUAUUAUAUUUUAUCUUUUUCUUCAAAAAUGGGCGUCCGUGGUCUUCAAAGUUAUAUUCUUGCUAAAUGCCCAGAUAGUCUCAUACCUGUCGAACUCACAGCGAAUACCGAUAAGAAGAAAAGGCUUAUUGUCGUUGAAGGAUGGAGUUGUUUACGUUCGGUGUACGGUCCUCACAUGGACUUCAUCUGUGGAGGACAGUGGCAAGAAUUCAGGGCUUCAAUCCGUCGCUUUGUCAAUACCUUCCAACAGGCAAACUGUGAACUUGCUGUGUUCUUCACUGGAGGGAUAGAGGAUGACAUGAGGGCAGAGUGGGCCCGCAAGAAGUCACAGAACAGAGACACUGUUAACAUGGUCAUGCAGGGGCUUCGACAGCGAGGCUACGCUCCCGACCGUAAACAUUUCCUCCCAAACGAGACUCAUCCACAAGUUUUCAGACAGGUUUUAUUGAACUGCCACGUGAAAGUCAUCUCGACUCCAUUUUCUACGGACAAAGCCAUGGUAGAAUAUGCUCAUAAGCACAACGCAUACGGUAUCCUGGCCAACGAUUCAGACUUUAUAAUGAUGAACGCUCCCCGAUACCUCUCUCUUCACCAUCUCAGGAUUUCUGGGAACACCAUAUCCACGGUAAUCAUUGACCGUGAGAAAAUAUCUGAUUGUCUAAGUUUACCGCUGACUCUGUUUCCGCUGCUGUCGUGUCUUUUGGGUAACGAUGUUAUCAACUACGAAAUGCUGGAAGAGUUCCACCGACGACUGCUUAAAGAUUCAGAAGAAGAAGAAGGAGAGAGAAAGAAAGAUGAAAAAGAAGGAAUACAACUGGUGUCCGCAGUAAUUGAUUUCGUAAAGGAGCUCGAUCCUGAGAUUAGGACAGACAUCUCCUGUAAUGUCUCCACCAUUAUCAAACAGGUAUUGCCAGAAAGUGAGAACACUGAAGAGAUUGAAGCUCUAUUCCUCUCUGGCUUGGAGCAGUAUAAAGAAUCACAGCCUAUUCCUGAUGAAACUGAACCUGUACCAUCCACUGUGGUGACAGUAUCUGUAGUAGAGAAAGAGAAAGUAAAAACGAAACCGAAAGAGAAAGGAGCAACUGAUGAAGUAUCGGAAGAAGUUGACGAAGCAGAAGACAACGAGGAGGAGGAGGAAGAAGAAAAAGAGGAGAUUAACGCUGUUGAUGAGAUUACUGAAAUGAUCGGAGAAGCUAAAAUCGUUGAUGAUGGAGUUACCGAAAAAACUGAAGCAGUAGUGCUGGAAGGGGAGAUCAAAAUAGAAGAUAUCAAAGUAGAUGAGGUCAAAGUAGAUGAGGUCAAAGAAGAAGAUAUCAAAGUAGAAGAGAACAAAGAAGAGGAUAUCAAAGAAGCAGAGAUCAAAGAAGAGGUGAAGGAAGAGGUGGUCAAGGAAGAGGUCAAGGAAGAGGUCAAGGAAGACGAUGUCAAAGAAGAAGAGAUCAAGGAAGAAGCGAUACAAGAAGAGAAUACUGCCGAAGAAGACGAAGUUAAAGAAGAAUUUAGCGAAGAAACUAGCGAAGACAACGAAGGAAACGAAGAAAUGUCGAAUGAAGAUAGUACUAAGGAUGACGAGCUACCUCAAAAACUCAUAACUGUACCAGCUAUAACGAGCAAGGUCCUGAGCAGCGCUGCGGCAGCGCACGCGAGCGGUACGCUCAACACUCAUCUGUACCCUCUUAUGUGCACUGGCACCCUGUCUUUAGGGCCACUUUUUGAGGAUAACAAGGAUAAGGAUACGGUCUCGUCAGCUCUUUUGUACAGGACCGCAAGACAGAGAAUCUACGGUCUUGUCUUCGGAGUUGGUCGCGGAUGGGUAAAAUCUGACGCUAAACGGCAGCGCAGCACCAAGAUAGAUACACAACGUCAAGUGAUCGUCAAGGAGUUUAUAGUUAACGGUUCUAAGAGGAAUCUGGUGGAUGGGGAAGAGGUUCCAGCAAUGCCGGUUCACGCUCCCAAUGCAAAACAACCCGCUAGAAAACCUACCCCCCACAUCGACCGACUGUGGAUCGGAAUGAGUGCUAAAAUACAAGAGCUGAGACGCAGUACCCUGCUCGCCAUCAUGAACAGCAACAUUCCUUCAUUCUUUAGUCCUAACAUUAUUGCUAAUGAAUACUUGCUGGUAUGUAUAGUUCUGCGGUACAUCCUUACUACUGGCAACAAGGUAUUGCGGGAGUACGAACUGGACGCCUUCCUGGCAACCGCCUUGUCUCCUCAACUUCACUUUGGACCUAGCCACUUGUACAAAAUUACUCCAGGCCGUCUAACAUCACGUGGGUGCACGCUGGCGCACAUCUUCGUGCGCGGAGUUGAGACUCUCCUUCUGGCUAACGACGCUUGUAACUACCCCAUCAACCGACGCUUCUGCUUCAUUGGCAACUUCUUUGACGGGAAGCUCUUCCAGCUGAAACUUGGACAGUGCAGAGCUGGCCUCUCACUCCUCGACAUUUGCGAUGGUGAUCUUGGAGCCGUAGAUUAUUUCCGACAUUUGCGCUGUGUGGUUGCAGAAGAACUGCCCCGCUCAGUGUUUGCAUCUCCACCACUUGGACCAAUGGGACCUCCUCGAGGGGUUCCUGGUAGGGGGCCACCACCCAUUAGACCACCUCAUGAUGGAGGGAGAAUGAGGUCCAGUGAACCCAGGCCUCCUUAUAACAAUCAUGGAGGUAACCGUGGAAUGUACAGACCUUAUGGCCCACCUGUUAACAACUCCCGGCCCCAGUACCGACCACCGUACGGACCUCCCCCUCCUGGACCUUACUCUCAACCUCCUUCUCCAGCUGGCCCUUAUAACCAGCAUCCUGGAAAUGGUCCUUACAACCAGCCACCUGGACACUACAACCAGGGGGGGUCCCAGCCCUCUCGUCCCCAACACUUCAACAACCAACAACCUCAACCGCACAAGCAGUACAACAACAGACGAUACCCUUCUAACAACUACGAGCAGAACGAUAACUAUCACGACAACAACUACAACAAUUACAGCAACGGUAACAGCUACAAUAACAACAGCAAUAACAAUAACAGCAACAACUACCAAUCCGGAGGAGGCUACAAUAGAAACCAGGAUUCCUACUCUAACAUGAACGGUAAUAACUACUCAUACAAACAAGGAGGAGGAGGCGGAGGAGGAGGAGGAGGAGGAGGUGGCGGAGAUGGACCACCACAGAACGGUUACUACAGGGGUGGGGACCAACAGCACUACUCACGGGGAGGCGACAACCCCCCUCAACAGCGCGGCUUCAAUAACCAGAUGUUCGGGGGCAACAAGAUACCCGGGGGAGGGUUCAAAGAUAACGAUCCUUAUGGCAAGAGAAAUGUGCCUGACAGAUCUGAUACGAAACAAUGGAUAAACUUCCUAGGAAAUUAAUUGCUUCGACAACGAAGGAACAUAAAUCUCAAGAUCUGAACAAUCUUUAUCUCAUGAAUAUUUGAUAUUCUGAAAUUUUAUUUUCAAAAAACUGAUUUAUAACAAGUACGAUACAUAUUUAACUUUUUUCUCGCAAUGAUAACAUAUAAUUAAUAAAUUUAACUAUCCGCUAUAUUUACAUGUAAGCAUUUUCAAAAGACCUGUAAUUUAGUUACCAAGUAUCCUCUACAUGGCACUGUCACAUGACUUGCUUGGCGCAAGUUUUUACCUCGUAUAUCGUGGGUUCCGCUGAAUAUGUUUUACCACGUGGGAACCACGUGGUGCGAGGUUACGUCUCCUUUUGCUAGAAGUUGUCCCGAUCCAACUUCGGAGCGGAAGUCGAGAGAAAGUGACAGAUCUCCACCUUAUCCAUUUACUGCGUUCUCCGUUUUUAGGGAACUUAAAACUUUUAGCAUUUUGAUUUUCUCAUGAUAGAGGCGCCGUUGAUGGGCAGUGUUUCAUAAUUAUUGUAUUUCCAAGAUUCAAUAAUUUCUGUCAUGUAGAGAGUUGUACCAAUGUUUAAUAUUACUACCUGGUCAA